Eupeodes corollae is the source of this 3671-nucleotide messenger RNA. It is a transcript of the gene SWIP, whose product is annotated as WASH complex subunit 4. Bases 128 to 3532 code for a protein of 1134 amino acids. The record is from RefSeq and is a predicted model, not a curated record. Gene Ontology annotation, cellular component: WASH complex; endosome. Lineage: Eukaryota; Metazoa; Arthropoda; Insecta; Diptera; Syrphidae. Gene Ontology annotation, biological process: endosomal transport; endosome organization. The transcript is spliced from 10 exons.
UUUGACACUACAUUGGCAGCUGAUUUCAAAUAGAUUUCUUCUUGUUUACAGAAGUAGGCAUACAGAAGUUAAAACGAAAUAAUUGUUUAUUUUUUCCCAACAAGUUGUAAUUUUCUUAUGAUUUAAUAUGGAUCAAAAUACUCAAAUCUCCUCCGCCGAAGAGGAAUUAAAGAAUUUUGGAAACUUUUUGACAAAACACGACCAACUUCUCAAGGAACUACUUGCCAAAUCCCUAAACAACACAAAAACAAAACCACAAAUUGAUAAAUUCAAUCAACCGAUUAAAGUCAAUUAUGACUCCAAUCAAGAGAACCUUCCGCUUCUCAAAUUAAUUGAUUCAGAUAGAUUAUUGAACAAAAGCAUUCUCACUUUUGCUUAUCUUUGCAAUGAAAUCGAUGAAAUUGUCGCCACAGCCAAAGCCAUGCAAAUCAAAUUUUUGUACAUCGACGAAGAUCUUUGCACUUUAGAAGCCAGCGAUGACGAAAUGAUGAAAAUUCUAGAUAAAACUGAAUCUGCUGAAUCCAAGAACAUUCAGCAGUACUUGCAGAAAAUGAGUUCCUCUUUGGAAUUUCUGUGUAACAUUCAGUUCCUUGUUCAGCGAUGUAUUCUUCUAGCAAGCAAUGUUUUGCAUCAAUGUGGAGCAUUUAUUGCAUUUGAAAACCAAGUUUUUGAAUUUAAAUUUUUUAACGUAUUUGAUAGCUUGGGAAAUAUUUUGUUUCACCUUAUGAUUUUUGAUGAGAUUCUUUCGAAUUCUAAUUUUCAUCGAUUUUGGUCAUCGUACAGAAAGACAGUUGAAAAAAUCACACGAAAUAGUAAUAAAUUCGAUUUCUGUUCGAAGGCUGAAAUUGUUGGUUUAAUCAACUGGCUUAACGAAUUGGAGUUUCUCUUCUCGGGUAACAUUUUUCAGAGCUUCCUCGACAGCACUUUUAUGAUUAAAGAAAAAAUUGGACCUAAAGCUUUAAGUCAGUUGGGUUCACAAUUUCAAGACUAUCUAAGAAUGAAGUUAAGCAAAAUCGAAAAGCUGCCAAUGGAUUUGUGCGAUUUUAGUGAGACCCAAAUGAUUGUCCAAAUGAAUGCUUUAUGUGUUCUUUGUCAUGAUUUUUUUGGACAAUUCGAUUUGAAACUUCUCAAAAUUAUACAAGAAUCAAACAACAGACACAUGGGCAUAACUCUGGUUGGAAAUAUUGUAUGGACACCAGGAGAUUUUUUGAAAAAACACGCCGAAACAUUAGUACGACCCUAUGAAAAACAACUAAACGACACAACCAAGCAAAGACAAGUUUAUCUCGAAAAUCGUGUACAAAACUUACAACGUGAUUGUAAGCUAUAUUGCAGUCAGAUAUCUCUGUGGAUAAUAAAUGUUAAGAAUGCUCUCAAGUCUGCCACAUGUGAACUUAAAGUGGAACAAUUCAAAGAACAUGCCAAUAUGCUAUUGCAGGGACUCCAGUACUCGGGUCAAUUAAGUUAUAUCAUUAAGGCAGUUAUUAAUAUGCACAUUCUACAGCAAACAACAAUGACCAAAAGCACUCUGCUGGCUGUUUGUAAAUUUAUUGAAAUGUUGAAAAUGAUUCAACUAGUUUUCCAGAGUGAUGUUGAGAGUGUUGCAAAAAUUAUCAAUUGUAUUGUUCAAUAUUUGCAAUACAAGGCUUUACAAAUAAUUGCAUUUGCUAAGAAAAAAAUUACCAGCACAACCAUGCACGACAAGAAUGUUGAUGCUUUAGCUGCUUUGAAAAUAUGUGAAAAGUGCCUACAAGGUCCUGCUACUCGAACUAGAAUACUAGUUGCUUAUCUCGCUGUUAAUGCCACAAAUUCCGCAGGUCGAACACUUCCAAAUGACCAAUACGAGAGAUUCACCAUCAUAAUGCAUCGAAUCGAACUACUAGCAACAUUUCAGGAAAAUCUAGAACAACUCUGUGAUACAUCUUUUAUUUAUUGGCAUCAGAAUCUUUUGUCUGUCUACUUAAAGCAGAUAGUUGAAAAGAAAAUGGAUUUCAAUUCGUUUCAAUUCCUCGUAAAAUCCAGUAAUGAUUGUGGCCGAUCGCUAGAUAUGCUAAAAUUGGGUAACAUAAAAUUGGCAGACAUGUUGAAAAAAUCAAAUUUUGAAAGCUUCAAAACUGAAAUCACAAGUAAUUUGUGCGCACAGAUUGAAACAUUUCUUCGAUUGGAGGUUCAUUCGAGUUUGCAAUUGGAGAAAAUGAAUCCAUUCGAUCAGAAUAUCAAUGACUACAGAGAUUUAAUUAAUAUAUGUCCAAUUGAAUUAAAUGGACAAUAUGUAAUAUUACAAGAUCAUGUGGAGAACUAUUUGAGCAAUAUGUUUUAUAACUUAACGACGAUAUCAUUGCACGAUUGGAAAACGUAUAAAGAAAUGCGUCAACUGGGAAAUUAUAGAUUGAAUUUGAAUCCGAUCGAAGAUUAUUUACCAAACCAGACAAUUGAGCAGGGUAUAGACGUUCUUGAAAUCAUGCGAAAUAUUCACAUUUUUGUUUCAAAAUACGUCUACAACAUGAACACACAAAUAUUUGUGGAGCAAAAAAGUUCAAACAAACAUUUAGAUACAAUUGGCAUUCGACACAUUGCCAAUUCACUUCGAACUCAUGGAACUGGUAUUAUAAAUACCACCGUUAAUUUUACCUAUCAAUUCCUUCGCCAAAAAUUUUACAUAUUCUCACAGUUCCUCUUCGAUGAGCAAAUAAAAUCUCGUUUAAUGAAAGAACUUCGUGCAUCGGUGGAGAAUAAACAAAAUUCACGCAAACCCUAUCCGUAUGAACGAGCAGAUGCAUUUAAUAAGGACAUUCGAAAGCUGGGAUUGUCUCAAGAUGGAAAGACGUACAUGGAUUUAUUUAGAACUGUAAUAUCACACGUUGGUAAUGCCAUGGGUUAUAUUCGCCUUGUAAGGUCAGGCAGCAUACACGCUAAUUACAGCGCCAGCAUUUUUCUCCCCAAAUUCGAUGAAAAUCUGAAGUUUGUCGACUAUGCCAAGAAAGAUCAACUAAAUGAUGUAUCUGUUGCGGCAGCUGAAAAUCUCGAAACCAAUAUUCGUAAUUUAUCAGAGAGCUUCUCUGAUGGAACUGAUUAUUUUAAGAUUCUAGUUGAGGCAUUCCAACCAUUUUUCAGUAAUCCAAAUAAUAUCCAUUUGAAGAACGUAUAUCUCAUUAUUCCAGCUCUUACACUUAACUAUGUUGAGUACAUUCUGAAUGCCAAAGAGAAAAUUCACAAGAAAGAUAAACAAGAAGCUGUUCUAUUCGAUGAUGGUUUCACGGUUGGUUUGGCUUAUAUUUUAAAGUUAUUAGACCAAUAUAGUGAAUUUAAUUCGCUGCAUUGGUUUGAAACGGUUACGGAACGUUUUGAAGCUGAACGUAAGAAAAUCAAUUUGAUGAGGAAUGAAAUUAAUUCUAAUGUUGCUGGACGUAAAGAUGAAAAUGAGAAACUCCAACAAACGCUGGCACUGACUGAAAAGCGAAUAACCACACAUCAAAUGGAAUAUAAUUUACUUUAUUAUAAUCUUUGCAGUGCGAAGAUAUUUUUCCAUUAAUUUUCAAUUAAAUUGUAAAACAUUUUAUGUGCCUAAAAGUUAAAUUGAUACACAAAGGUUAUUAUUUUUGUUACAAAUUGAAAUUUGAAAUUAUUAGUUAUAAAAUGUAAAUAAAUCAAAAUAUUUAACAUAUUGGGUA